GCUCCGCAGCUGCUGCAUCCACGUACGCAGGAAUGCCGCCGCCGCCGCAAACAGAAACAGCAGCGGCAGGAGGAGGUCGGAGCCGCGCCCGUCGCAUAGCGCACCGCACCAGGGACAGCUGCGUGGCCGUCUUCUGCAGCACGCUCUGCUCCGUCCUCCUCGCCGUCAUCCUCGUGGCCGGCGUCGCCCUCUUCGUCGCCUGGCUCGGCCUCCGCCCGCACCGCCCGCGCUUCACCCUCUCCUCCUUCUCCCUCUCCGGCCCGGGGGGACAGGGACAGGGCCAGGCCGCCUUCAACGUGUCGGACCGCAACCCCAACCGCCACAUCGGCAUCUACUACGACGGCGCCACGCGCGCCUCCCUCCGCUUCUACGACGCGCUGGUGGCCUCCGGCCCGGCCUUCCCCGCCGGCUGGUACCAGCCCAACAUGACCACCAUCUCCAUCGCCGGCGUGCUCGACGUCGUCGGCCCAACGCCCGCCGACCCCGCCGCGUGGCACUCCUUCUCCGCCGCGCUCCACGCCGGGCGCCUCCCGCUGCGCCUGGAGCUCGUCUUCUCAGGCGUCCGGUUCAGAGUCGCCAGUGUGUUCCACUCGGGUCGGCAGAGGAUGCAUGUCAAGUGCGACCUGCUCGUCGGCGCCGACGGCAACCUGCUCCGCGAAUCCGUGGGGACAUCCUGCGACAGAUACUUGUGAAUUCUUCUCAUGACUCAUUACAAUUAGUACUUACUCUAGUAGAGUAGAUUGUUGUUGGAGGUCGAUCGAUUGUUGUCCGACCAUUAUCUAAUUGCUCUUCCUUCCAUGCAUGCAUGUA
This is a messenger RNA of Triticum aestivum (bread wheat), 810 nucleotides long. Its product is annotated as NDR1/HIN1-like protein 2. The record is from RefSeq and is a predicted model, not a curated record. Gene Ontology annotation, cellular component: plasmodesma; plasma membrane. Gene Ontology annotation, biological process: defense response to other organism. The transcript has a single exon. The coding region runs from base 33 to 692 and encodes 219 amino acids. Lineage: Eukaryota; Viridiplantae; Streptophyta; Magnoliopsida; Poales; Poaceae.